Messenger RNA from Gadus macrocephalus (Pacific cod), 3031 nucleotides. It is a transcript of the gene afg3l1, whose product is annotated as AFG3-like AAA ATPase 1. Gene Ontology annotation, molecular function: ATP-dependent peptidase activity; zinc ion binding; metalloendopeptidase activity. NCBI's taxonomy places the organism in Eukaryota, Metazoa, Chordata, Actinopteri, Gadiformes, Gadidae. The transcript has 16 exons. Bases 234 to 2585 code for a protein of 783 amino acids. Gene Ontology annotation, biological process: protein-containing complex assembly; mitochondrial protein processing. Gene Ontology annotation, cellular component: m-AAA complex; membrane. The record is from RefSeq and is a predicted model, not a curated record.
CCGGUCCUUACAUCAUCCUCAUUGACUCCUCUGAGGCUGUUACUCAAUGAGACUCUCGAGUUAUUCAAUAACAUCACACAUAUAACCACAGAUAUAACAUCACACAUGCUAUUUUCUACAACAACACACAUGCUAUUAUUCAACCACAACGACCGAUGUUAUCGACCCGCCGCGCUGCAGAUGAGCUUCACCAGGGGCAGUAACUGAACCUUCGGUAUAUCAUACAGAGGAGCAUGUCGCGGCUACUGGGGCUUCUCCACCCGGGGGGCGCCGGGCGGCUGGCCGCCCUGAGGAGCGUCUGUGGCCGGGCAGCCUGGAGCCUGUCCCCGCCCCCCACCGCCGGGCUCCGGGCCCGGUCACACCUCUCCUCUCUGGGGCUCUGGGGCUCCGCCGACACGAAUGGGCUUUUGAUUCAAGCAAAGUUUCUGUCUCGUCAUGGUAGUGACUCUACAACCUGGCGCUUCUACUCCACCGACCCUAAAGAUGGUAAAAGCCAAGAGCCAGAAGGAGCAGGGGGAGGAGGUGCGAAGAAAGGAGGUGGAAAGAGAGGAGGAAGUGGAGGAGGGAAAGAUUGGUGGAGCCGCUUGCAGAAGGGGGACAUGCCGUGGGAUGAGAAGGAUUUCCGCUACAUGGCGGUGACGGUGGCGGGGGUGACGUCUGCGCUGCUCUACUUCCUGUUCAGAGACACGGGGCGUGAGAUCAGCUGGAAGGACUUCAUCCACCGCUACCUGGGGAGGGGCAUGGUGGAGCGUCUGGAGGUGGUGAACAAGCAGUUUGUCCGGGUGGUUCUGGCCCCAGGAGCGGACUCCUCUGACGGGGGCUACGUGUGGUUCAACAUCGGCAGUGUGGACACGUUUGAGCGUAACCUGGAGGCGGCCCACAUGGAGCUGGGCCUGGAACCAUCUCACCGCAUCGCCGUGGUCUACAGCACCGAGAGCGACGGCUCCUUCCUGAUGAGCAUGAUCCCCACCCUGCUGCUGAUCGGCUUCCUGCUGUUCACGCUGCGGCGGGGCCCCAUGGGGGGCGGGGCCGGCGGCGGGCGGGGCCCCUUCAGCAUGAGCGAGUCCACGGCCAAGAUGAUGAAGGAGAACAUCGAGGUGAAGUUCAAGGACGUGGCAGGCUGCGAGGAGGCCAAGGUGGAGAUCCUCGAGUUCGUCAACUUCCUGAAGAACCCCAAGCAGUACCAGGACCUGGGGGCCAAGAUCCCCAAGGGGGCGGUGCUGUCCGGACCCCCGGGGACGGGAAAGACCCUCCUGGCCAAGGCCACGGCGGGGGAGGCAGACGUGCCCUUCAUCACCGUCAACGGCUCAGAGUUCCUGGAGAUGUUCGUGGGCGUGGGCCCGGCCCGGGUGAGGGACAUGUUUGCCAUGGCGAGGAAGAACGCGCCCUGCAUCCUCUUCAUCGAUGAGAUUGACGCCGUGGGACGCAAGAGAGGAGGGGGCAACUUCGGAGGGCAGAGCGAGCAGGAGAACACGCUUAACCAGCUGCUGGUGGAGAUGGAUGGCUUCAACACAGCCACCAACGUGGUGGUCCUGGCCGGCACCAACAGACCCGACAUCCUGGACCCAGCCCUCAUGAGACCGGGCCGCUUCGACCGGCAGAUCUUCAUCGGUCCUCCUGACAUCAAAGGAAGGGCGUCCAUCUUUAAAGUCCACCUCCGACCAAUCAAAUUAGAGCCCAGCUUGGACCGGGACGCGCUCGCUAGGAAGAUGGCUGCCGCCACCCCGGGGUUCACAGGAGCGGACAUCGCCAACGUGUGCAACGAGGCCGCGCUCAUCGCCGCCCGACACCUCAACACGGCCGUGGGCGGGAAGCACUUUGAGCAGGCCAUCGACCGCGUGAUCGGAGGUCUGGAAAAGAGGACUCAGGUGCUGCAGCCGAAUGAGAAGAAGACGGUGGCGUACCACGAGGCCGGGCACGCCAUCGUGGGCUGGUACCUGGAGCACGCAGACCCCCUGCUGAAGGUGUCCAUCAUCCCGCGGGGGAAGGGUCUGGGCUACGCUCAGUACCUGCCGCGGGAGCAGUACCUGUACACGGCGGAGCAGCUGUUCGACCGCAUGUGCAUGAUGCUGGGGGGCCGCGUGGCCGAGCAGGUGUUCUUCAGCAAGGUCACCACCGGGGCGCAGGACGACCUCAAGAAGGUCACGCAGUCCGCCUACGCCCAGGUGGUCCAGUUCGGGAUGAGUGAGAAGGUGGGCCAGGUGUCCUUCGACCUGGCCCGGCAGGGGGAGAUGGUGAUGGAGAAGCCGUACAGCGAGGCCACGGCGGAGCUCAUCGACCAGGAGGUCCGGGAGCUGGUGGACCGGGCCUACCAGCGCACCCUGGAGCUCAUCCAGGACAAGAAGGAGAUGGUGGACAUGGUGGGCCGGCGGCUCCUGGAGAAGGAGGUGCUGGACAAGGCGGACAUGUUGGAGCUGCUGGGGCCGCGGCCCUUCGACGAGAAGUCGACCUAUGAGGACUUUGUGGCGGGAACCGGGAGCUUCGAGGAGGACACCAGCCUGCCGGUGGGGCUGAGGGACUGGAACCAGGAGAGGGAGGCUGCCCCAGAGGAGGGGCCCCCGGCCCAGGAGAAGCAGACCGCCUAGACACUGACCCCAUGACCCAGGGCCCUGACCCCUGACCUUGUGACCCUCGGCACAGGAUGGGUGUUUUAAGGUUCUCUGCUGAUGUUCUGAAGACUUCACCAGCAUCUCCACCUCUUACGGUAUUUCAACCUCAAGAAAAGUAUUUAUCACAUUUUAUUGACAUUUCUUUGACUGACUGACGCAAGAAUGGUUUGGAGUCGAGAGCAUCUGGAAGCUCCAGAGCUGAAGGAAGGCAGCGUGUUGUUGUGUGUUGGUCUCUGUUGUGCGCUACAUAGUCGAUGCUACCGUGACGACACCAGAACUCCCAGAAGUCGUCCAAUCACCUCCUCUGACGUGAGACCAAAGCUUGAUUCGAUUUCAUUUUAUCCUCUGAAUUCCCCCCUUUUGUUUUCUGACUUGAAUCAGUUGAGUUCAUUUGAAUAAAUAUGAGUUUGUUUGUUUUUAAA